Bursaphelenchus xylophilus (pine wood nematode) is the source of this 1887-nucleotide messenger RNA. NCBI's taxonomy places the organism in Eukaryota, Metazoa, Nematoda, Chromadorea, Rhabditida, Aphelenchoididae. The record is from the annotation of a GenBank genome assembly.
AUGAAGUCGUUAAAUAAUGCUAUCGAACAACCUCGUUGUGGUAGAGUCGGCCACAGCGAGGUAGGUGUUGACUCGGACAUGGGCGGGAAACCGGAGCAAGUGGGAGAAUACCCCAGAAAUGCUCCGGCCGCAUCGGGGGCUCUUAACGAGACCCUGGCCAAAAUAGGGUGGUCUGUAAGGGAACAUAGAGCCCUUACAGAAGCCUUUAAAGAAUUCUGCGCCAACUUGCCCCCAGGACGAGUACAGGGGGCAAGGUGGGUGCGGUUCGUAGAGACGACGUGGGAAAACUUAAGGAGUGUGCAAGGGUUCCCCCGGCGUACGGUCAAGUCCCUAAAAGAGCACUUUUAAUCUUACAAGGGAUCGGCAAAUAGUUGCACCCUGCUUUCUUAACAAAACCUAUAUCAUUUGAAAAAGCGUUAAAAAUAGUACACAGCGCAAAAAAAAUUAGCUGCCCAAUAUAUGUUUGCGCAAAGUUAUGGCCAAACUACAGAUUUUAGCCUAAUUUCCGCCUCACUUUAUAAGCUCUUCGAAUUGCAACGGAGUUGUGUCCAGUUGGCCGAGUGUAAUACCACAAAACCGUGGUAUGUUGACAGUUUUAAACAAUUUUUGUUCCUUCACAGACAAAAUCCAUAUUUACGGAAUUUUUCGGAGUUUUUGGCUUUUUUCGAAACGACCACAAAUUUUAUGGUGAUGAGAGUGGGGUUGCCACUGUCGUAUAAUUACCAGGGUGUCAUGCCAGAAGCCUGACCGAUUAUAAUUACUGGACGAUAAUUCAAUUUACAAGGACAUAUAAAUAAAUUUUUUCGAAAAAAUACCAAGAGAAAAUUGUAUAAUAAAAUCGGCUAAAAACACUAUUGCUGACACAGUGGACCAAUCGUUGGUAAGGCUAGGACAUACAAAAUUUUUGAUUUUGAGAUUUUUGUUUGUAAAUGACCACGAUGAUCAUAUAAAUGUAUUUACAAUUCUUUUUGCUCCAAUUUUCCCAUUAACCUUGUUUUAUUUACAAUUUUUUGUAACUAGCAGUAAUGUCUAAUAACUCAUAACCGAUGAAUGGUAAAUCCAUAAAACGUCCGUGAUAGCGUUUUGGGAUGCUAAGAAAUCAAUGGAAACGAUUUCAGGCCGCUAGGAUUACUGUAACAUAAGAAACCGGCGCUUUGGCCGCAUAUGACCCCUUUCAUAAAACGGCCGUAACUUUGCCCAAACAUAUAUUGGGCAGCUAAUUUUUUUUGCGUUGUACACUAUUUUUAACGCUCUUUCAAAUGGUAUAUGUUUCGUUAAGAAAGCAGGGUGCAACUGUUUGCCGAUCCCUUGUUACAGAUUCAGGGUGCUCAGGUCUCAGACCGGGGAAGUGGACGAACCGGAGACCCGCUCGAUAGACGAUAAUGCGCAUCAGUCUAACGAGCGAGAUUUAGUUCGACUGGAUUUAUCGUAGUUCCAGGCGAACUACGACAAAUACAAGUCUUGCAAACUUGGCAAAUGGCCCAAGAUUGUGGUCAAGGCUACGUGCCCCACGCAUAUAAUGAAGUGGGGAGAGCAAGGUGCUCAAAAUUGCAAGCCGGGCUGGCAAAACAAACCUCGCCAGAACAACCCGGCUGCUAUACUAUUGGCUUCGCGAUAGACGAAUUCUUCCACGAGCAAACGUUGCUUGCUAAGUGGAAGGACAACGUCUGGUUUGAGCAGCGGGAAGCAGAAGCCAAAAGUAUAAGAAGGUACAUGUCGCUGAUCAAUGACGAGAUCAUAAGGCGCCAUGCCAAGCAACGCCCCACCGGAAGGCAUCCUUACUAUACUACAAUGUUUUGUAGUAUAGUAAGGAUGCCUGUACAAUGUUUUGACCCUCCUCCUAACUUGGCCCAAAGUGGACCAAUUGGGAUCAAAUUUGGUAUGUAG